This is a messenger RNA of Scomber japonicus (chub mackerel), 780 nucleotides long. RefSeq names its product C1q and TNF related 6b (gene c1qtnf6b). The transcript is spliced from 3 exons. The record is from RefSeq and is a predicted model, not a curated record. NCBI's taxonomy places the organism in Eukaryota, Metazoa, Chordata, Actinopteri, Scombriformes, Scombridae. The coding region runs from base 51 to 779 and encodes 242 amino acids. Gene Ontology annotation, molecular function: protein binding.
UCCGUUUUUCCUCCUCUGCUGUAGUGAAACUCCACCAGGUUGUGACAGCCAUGUUGGCGGUGUGCUUGAGGCUGCUUUUACUCCUCCCCCUGAUUUGCUGCGUCCCCUCCCCCUCCAGACCUCCUUCCAGAAUAUGCAGACGGUGCUGCGAUCACUCUGAGCCUCCUGCAGCCUCGGCCCAAUACCAGAUGCCAGAAGUCCGUACUGUUAUCAACAUGACCAUCCUCAAAGGUGAUAAAGGAGACAGAGGGGAUAAAGGUACACCUGGCAAACAAGGUCUGGAGGGAUCCCAGGGGCAUCGGGGACCCAUGGGCCCUAAAGGCAGCAAAGGUCAGGCGGGAGCUCCUGGAGACGCCUGCAAGAUCCCUCACUCUUCCUUCUCAGUGGGGCGCCGCAAGGCCCUGCACAGCGUGGACUACUACCAGGCGCUGGUGUUCGACACAGUGUUCGUCAACAUCCACGAGCACUUCAAUAUGUUCAAGGGAAAGUUCUACUGCUACGUGCCGGGGAUCUACUUCUUCAACGUCAACAUCCACACCUGGAACUUUAAGGAGACCUACCUCCACCUGAUGCACAACGACAAGGAGCAGGUGAUCCUGUACGCGCAGCCAAGCGAGAGGUCCAUAAUGCAGAGUCAGAGCGUCAUGAUGGAUCUGGCUCUCAAUGACGAGGUCUGGGUCCGACUCUACAAGAGGGAGAGGGAGAACGCCAUUUACAGCGACGACGUGGAUGUUUACAUCACCUUCAACGGAUACCUGGUGGCACCCAGCGUCCAGUGAG